Molecule: messenger RNA, 1550 nt
Organism: Aspergillus aculeatinus CBS 121060
Lineage: Eukaryota; Fungi; Ascomycota; Eurotiomycetes; Eurotiales; Aspergillaceae
Product: DHS-like NAD/FAD-binding domain-containing protein
Exons: 1
Coding region: 320-1318 (332 amino acids)
Molecular function (GO): NAD+ binding
Source: RefSeq, a predicted model, not a curated record
AAUUUCCAACCCGCCUCAUGCAUCACCAACGUGAUAAGCUGAUAACAUUCACCUUGAAAAGAACGAUGAUCGAUGCACGCAGAUCUACGACCCAACCAUACCCCGAUGCUCGAUACGAGGGCUUGACAACUGUGCAUGCAUGCAUGCAUGCAGCCCUCACAAAGUAUGAAGAGGCCCAGCAGCUGCACAGCAUACCUCCGCCCCUCCUGUUCUUUCCUUUUUACAAAUUCGACGCGUACACCCGACCCCCACUUCACAACUUUCCUCUACAACUUCGAAAGAGACAGUCUACGAAGAAGAAGCAGAAGAAGAAAUAAAAAUGACAGACCUCCCCCAGAUCAUCAACCAAAUCCGCACCCAGCGGAUCCAACGCAUCGUCGUCCUCGUGGGCGCGGGCAUCUCCACCGCAGCGGGGAUCCCGGACUUCCGCACUCCCGGGUCGGGCCUCUACGACCAGCUGCAACCCCUCCGCCACCUCCUCCCCUACCCGGAGGCCCUCUUCAGCCUCAGCUACUUCAAGCACACACCGGAGCCUUUUUACGCGAUCGCGCGGGCCCGCCACCCGCGCACCUUGCGCCCAACCCGCACGCACGCCUUCCUGCUGUUACUGAGUCGCAAGAACCUGCUCCAUUUCCUGUUCACGCAGAACGUCGACGGCUUGGAGGCGGAGGUGGGGAUCCCCGCGGAUAAGACGUUGAAUGUGCACGGGAGCUGGCGCGCGGGCCAGCGGUGCUGGAAGUGUGGGACGGCGUGUCCAGACUCAAAGAUGCGGGAGGCGGUUCGGACGGGCGCGGUGCCGUAUUGCUCGGUGGCUGAGUGUGAGGGGGGCGUGGUGAAGCCCGAUGUCGUGUUCUUUGGCGAGGAGAUCCCCCCCGAGUAUGCGGAGCGGGAGGCGGUGGUGCGCGAGGCGGAUCUUAUGUUGGUGCUGGGGACGAGUUUGAAGGUCGCGCCGUGCUCGCAACUACCCCGGUUGGUGCGGGAGGGGGUGCCCCGGGUUUUGGUGAAUCGCGAGGCGGCGGGGGAUCUGGGGAAGAGGCCCGGGGAUGUGUGUGUGCUGGGGGACUGUGAUGAUGGGGUGUGCGGGUUGGCGGAGGCGUUGGGGUGGGGGGGAGAGUUGGAGGAGGUGUGGAUGGAUGCAGUUAGAAGGGUGGAGGUGCAGUCGGAGCAGGAGGAUUGGGGGGAGGAGGUGAGUUUGGAGGUGCUGGUGGAGCAAUAUGCGAGGUCGGUGGCGGAUGCGAGGUUGGUGUUGGGGGGUCAUCGACGGAUGUUGGAGAGUCAUCUGGGGGAGAAGUUGGCGAAUAUCCGGGGCAGGGGUUAGGCUUGGCUUGACGGUCGCUGUUAAUUAGUCUCGGUUAGCUAUUCAGUCUGGCCUUUGAGUGGGUGACAUAUCGCAUUCCGCGACGCCAUGUGUUCUAGAUAUAGGCAUUGAGUCACGAUAUGAGUCCAGGAGGCUGGUGUGGUUGACUAGUAUAACUUAAAGGCUGGUCGGUGGUUAACGGGGGAGAUAUAAGUCUAGCCUUAUAUGAGCAAGAUACACCAUUCUGCAACGC